AUGCCACUGUUCCAAGUUGAAGGUUGGAAUCUAAAAACUAACAACGUUUCUUUUGACGACCCAGACUCUAAAAGAAGGAAAAAGAAGAGCAAGAACAAUAAGGAGAAAAGCCAGAAAAGAAAUGAUGAUAAGUCUGAUCUUAAACAAAACCCAGACGAAGCUAUAACGAAAAUUCAACCAUCAACAAUUGAUGCGACAUCAAAAUCACAUGCAAAGGUUUCAGUAGAAGUCAAGAAACAAAAACGUAAACUAGAGGAAGCUGAUCUAGAGUCAACUUUGUUGGAACAACCUGCGAAAAAAGCCUUAACUCCUUUACAAAAGAAGAUGAUGGCGAAGUUAAGUGGUUCAAGGUUCAGAUGGAUUAACGAACAACUGUAUACGAUAUCAUCGAACGAUGCUCUAGAUUUGAUAAAAAAGCAGCCUGAACUAUUUGAUGAAUACCACGACGGUUUCAGAUCUCAAGUUCAGUCCUGGCCCGAAAACCCGGUUGAUAUUUUUUGUGAAGAAAUUGUGUCUCGAUCAAAGAAACCCGUGAAUGCCCCUGGCGGCUUGCCCGGUUUAGCGAAUAAAAACAUAGUGAUCAGUGAUAUGGGUUGUGGAGAGGCUCAAUUGGCGUUGAAAGUUAACAAACUAUUCGCACAGUAUAAUAAAAGAGUCAAGAAAUAUCAGAAAAAAAACUGUAUAGUGCACAGUUUUGAUUUGAAAAAGGUAAACGAUAGAAUCACGGUUGCUGAUAUCAAAAAUGUCCCGCUGCCAGACGAAUCUUGCACGAUAGUAGUCUUUUGCUUAGCUUUAAUGGGUACAAACUUUUUGGAUUUUAUUAAGGAAGCUUAUAGACUUCUGGCUCCUCGUGGUGAGUUGUGGAUAGCUGAGAUUAAGUCAAGAUUUGCAGACGGAAAGGGUGAGGAGUUCGUGAACGCAUUGAAGCUAAUGGGCUUUUUUCAUAAGAAAACCGAUGAUACUAACAAAAUGUUCACGCGAUUUGAAUUCUUUAAACCUCCUCAAGAUAUUAUAGAAGAAAGAAAAGCCAAACUUGAAAGAAAACAGAAAUUCAUUGAAGUGGAAACUGAGAAGGAGGAACUUGAGCAAAAAAGGUCUAAAGUUCCUGAAGGAAAGUGGCUGCUGAAGCCUUGUAUUUAUAAAAGGAGGUAA
Lachancea fermentati is the source of this 1152-nucleotide messenger RNA. NCBI's taxonomy places the organism in Eukaryota, Fungi, Ascomycota, Saccharomycetes, Saccharomycetales, Saccharomycetaceae. The record is from the annotation of a GenBank genome assembly.